Penicillium coprophilum is the source of this 225-nucleotide messenger RNA. RefSeq lists its product as uncharacterized. The coding region runs from base 1 to 225 and encodes 74 amino acids. NCBI's taxonomy places the organism in Eukaryota, Fungi, Ascomycota, Eurotiomycetes, Eurotiales, Aspergillaceae. The record is from RefSeq and is a predicted model, not a curated record. The transcript is spliced from 2 exons.
AUGGGUGGUCGGAAAGGAAAACGAGGUGCAGUGGCAGUUUAUGUUAUGGAGAUAGCAAAAGAGGAGGUAGCAGAGUUGUUAUUGCCAAGGGCCGGGGAAUCUGAUAUCGCCCAGCCCCGCACUAACCGGAUGCAGACAGGCAAGCGAGCCCCUGAGGCCGUGCACUCGGCCAAAACAGGCCACCGCCGGCUGACAUUACAACGUCAACCCAACCGCCAGCCGUGA